Brugia malayi is the source of this 1200-nucleotide messenger RNA. RefSeq names its product ubiquitin carboxyl-terminal hydrolase 46, putative (gene Bma-usp-46). The transcript is spliced from 10 exons. The record is from RefSeq and is a predicted model, not a curated record. Gene Ontology annotation, cellular component: cytosol; nucleus. NCBI's taxonomy places the organism in Eukaryota, Metazoa, Nematoda, Chromadorea, Rhabditida, Onchocercidae. Gene Ontology annotation, biological process: protein deubiquitination. The coding region runs from base 1 to 1200 and encodes 399 amino acids. Gene Ontology annotation, molecular function: cysteine-type deubiquitinase activity; cysteine-type endopeptidase activity.
AUGGGUGCAAACGCUUCAUCUCAACUAGAAAAAGAAAUCGGUUCGGAUCAUUUACUGAGCAGUGAUCAUUUCUAUGGACUGGUCAAUUUCGGUAAUACCUGUUAUUGCAAUUCGGUUAUUCAGGCGCUUUAUUUUUGCCGUCCAUUCCGUGAAAAAAUUUUGCAGUAUAAACAACAAUUGAAGAAAUAUGAUAAGGAAUCAGGAAGAGAAAAAGAAAAUUUACUGACUUGUCUUGCUGACCUUUUCCAUAACAUAGCAACGCAGAAGAAACGAGUGGGCACAAUUGCUCCGAAAAGAUUUAUCACAAAAUUAAAAAAAGAAAAUGGUAUAUUUGAUAAUUUUUCGCAACAAGACGCCCACGAAUUCCUGAACUAUUUGCUAAAUACUAUAUCAGAAACCUUAGCUGAAGAGAAAAAAGCAGAAAAAAUGGAAAAAAUGAUUCGUACAAACGGAAUGACGAAGAAAGGCUCCAAUGUUGUCCUUCCACCGUACGAACCAUUAACAUUGUGUCAACCAAGUGGUUCAAAAAGUGAUGCUACAUGGAUUCAAGAAAUUUUCCAAGGAACUUUAACUAAUGAAACACGCUGCCUUAAUUGUGAAACGGUAUCGAGCAAAGAUGAAGAUUUUUUGGAUCUAAGCGUUGAUGUUGAGCAGAAUGUAUCAAUUACACAUUGUUUACGUGUCUUUUCUGAUAUGGAAACAUUACAAGGAGAACAGAAAUAUUAUUGUGAAAAUUGCUGUUCAAAGCAUGAAGCUCAAAAACGUAUGCGCAUUAAAAAAUUGCCGCAAAUGUUGGCAUUGCAUUUGAAACGGUUUAAAUACGUGGAGCAAAUGAAUCGCCAUACGAAAUUAUCAUAUCGAGUGUUGUUUCCACUCGAAUUACGUCUUUUCAAUGUGAGUGAUGAUGCAGUGAACAGGGAUCGUCUAUAUGAUUUAUGUGCAGUUGUAGUACACUGUGGUUCUACUCCAAAUCGUGGCCAUUAUAUUACACUUGUAAAGUCACAUAAUUUUUGGCUUCUAUUCGAUGACGAUAUAGUCGAUAAAAUUGAUCCUAUGGCGAUUGAGGAUUUUUUCGGUCUUUCGGAAUGUGGUGUACAAAAAAACAGUGAAUCUGCAUACAUCCUAUUUUAUGAAGCGAGGGAUGCUGUGAAUACGGACGUCAGAGGAGGAGUUGGACAAGUUGCUAAUGCAUCCAUUUAG